Staurois parvus is the source of this 447-nucleotide messenger RNA. Lineage: Eukaryota; Metazoa; Chordata; Amphibia; Anura; Ranidae. The record is from the annotation of a GenBank genome assembly.
AUGUUUAUUUUCUUUCUACUUGUGUAUCUAGUGACAGUAUUAGGAAAUGUUGUGAUUAUCACACUGGUCUGGACACACCCACAGCUCAAAACGCCAAUGUACUAUUUUUUGUGCAGCUUAUCCUUCCUGGAAAUUUGGUAUAUAUCAGUCACACUUCCAAAGAUAUUAGAGGACUUUCUUUAUUCAACUAAAAGUAUAUCAGCUAUUGGCUGUAUUGUCCAGUGUUACUUCUUUUUCGUACUUGGAGCUAUUGAAAAUUACAUUCUGGCUGUUAUGGCAUAUGAUAGAUAUGUAGCCAUUUGUAACCCAUUAAGAUAUUCGACAAUCAUGAAACCUGUACUUUGUUGUCAGUUAGCUGUAGGUGUUGGUUAUGCAGUCUUUUUGUCAGUCAGUUUUGCCUCUUUAUUGGUUAUACAGUUUAUCAUUUUGUGGCUUGAACCAGAUUGA